AUGCACUGUAUUAAUACCCCACCGAUACAGUUCAAUAAGAACUUCAAGAAUCCAUGUUGGUUUGAGGGGAACCGAUUACGAUGUCUCCCCUACGUGUUUGUUAUUGGCGUUAAGAAGUGUGGAACCAGUGACCUAUUCUUCCGGUUGUCAAAACACCCACAUUUUGCACAUCCGGGCUUUAAGGAAGCUCAGUGGUUUGCCAGGUGGAGAUUUAGAAAUGAAGAAACCAAUAACUUGGAUUUUGAAACUUACGUGACCAGGUUUGAUGAGGCCGCCGACUUAAUACAAGCUACAUCGCACAUCAACGCAGAUGGAGCAUUGACGAACUCUGUUAAAAUUACGGGUGAGGCAAGUCCUUCCAAUCUUCAUCUCAACUCACACUGGCAACGGUUGCCAGGGAAUGAGAACCUCACAGAGCCUAAAUACGUCAUUCUAGACUACAUUCGGCAUUUCAUCCCUGACGCGAAGCUCAUCAUAACUUUUAGAGAUCCGAUUGAUAGGUUGUAUUCUGACUAUUACCACGAGUAUGGUAGCCUCAUGAAGAAAAACGACCCUGGGCCCGCCCAGUUCCACGAGAUUGUAAUUCGGGGUGUGAAACUGUACAGAGAGUGCUUCCGUGCACGAACUAUUCGCAGUUGUGUUUAUGAUCAUACCCUCUAUGAUAAAACAAAGAUUCAAAUGCAGCUAGGAAUUUAUUACAUAUACUGGGAGGAACUAUUGCGCGUGUUUCCAAGGCAACAAAUUCUCGUUUUUCACAACGAAGAUAUGCGAGAUAAAGAACGCACAGUGAGAACCAUGUUCGAUUUUCUGGGAUUAUCUAAGCUAGAUGCAGGAGAAAUAGCGGCUGAAGUCAACACAAAAGAAUCUUACCACAGGAAAGAAUCAUUCAAAGCAAAAGGACCUAUGUGGAACGAAACAUACGCCAUUCUAAACGACUUUUACCAUCCCUUUAACGAGAAGAUGGCUGCACUUACAAAGGAUUUAAAGUUUUUAAAGCCGGGAUCGUAG
This is a messenger RNA of Mya arenaria, 1008 nucleotides long. RefSeq names its product carbohydrate sulfotransferase 15-like. NCBI's taxonomy places the organism in Eukaryota, Metazoa, Mollusca, Bivalvia, Myida, Myidae. Gene Ontology annotation, molecular function: N-acetylgalactosamine 4-sulfate 6-O-sulfotransferase activity. The transcript is spliced from 7 exons. The record is from RefSeq and is a predicted model, not a curated record. Gene Ontology annotation, biological process: hexose biosynthetic process. Bases 1 to 1008 code for a protein of 335 amino acids.